Messenger RNA from Castor canadensis (American beaver), 1618 nucleotides. It is a transcript of the gene Nr4a1, whose product is annotated as nuclear receptor subfamily 4 group A member 1. Gene Ontology annotation, cellular component: transcription regulator complex; nucleus. Lineage: Eukaryota; Metazoa; Chordata; Mammalia; Rodentia; Castoridae. Gene Ontology annotation, biological process: cellular response to corticotropin-releasing hormone stimulus; regulation of transcription by RNA polymerase II. Gene Ontology annotation, molecular function: RNA polymerase II cis-regulatory region sequence-specific DNA binding; nuclear glucocorticoid receptor binding; zinc ion binding. The record is from RefSeq and is a predicted model, not a curated record.
AAAAAUAGCUAUGAACAGAGAGCGCUUUUGUUUGCGUCGGCAGCAGGAUCUGGAAGGUCCCCUCCCCUGGGCUUCCCCCUCCCUACCCCACCCUCUGACAGCCUGUUCCGUGUUGCUCCCCCCCAGCGCACAGUGCAGAAAAGCGCCAAGUACAUCUGCCUGGCAAACAAGGACUGCCCUGUGGACAAGAGGCGGCGGAACCGCUGCCAGUUCUGCCGCUUCCAGAAGUGCCUGGCUGUGGGCAUGGUGAAGGAAGUUGUCCGGACAGACAGCCUAAAGGGGCGGAGGGGCCGGCUACCUUCAAAACCCAAGCAGUCUCCAGAUGCCUCGCCUGCCAAUCUCCUCACUUCCCUUGUCCGGGCACACCUGGACUCAGGGCCCAGCACUGCCAAACUGGACUACUCCAAGUUCCAGGAACUUGUGCUGCCCCGCUUUGGGAAGGAAGAUGCUGGUGAUGUACAGCAGUUCUAUGACCUGCUCUCGGGUUCCCUGGAUGUUAUCCGCAAGUGGGCAGAGAAGAUCCCUGGCUUUGCUGAGCUGUCCCCAGGUGACCAGGACCUGCUGCUGGAGUCAGCCUUCCUAGAGCUCUUCAUUCUCCGCCUGGCCUACCGGUCUAAGCCAGGUGAGGGAAAGCUCAUCUUCUGCUCAGGCCUGGUGCUGCACCGGCUACAGUGUGCUCGUGGCUUUGGUGACUGGAUCGACAGCAUCCUGGCCUUUUCGCGGUCCCUGCAUAGCUUGGUUGUUGAUGUCCCUGCCUUUGCCUGCCUCUCUGCUCUUGUCCUCAUUACUGACCGGCAUGGCUUGCAGGAGCCAAGGCGGGUGGAAGAGCUGCAGAACCGCAUUGCCAGCUGCCUGAAGGAGCACAUGGCGGCUGUGGCGGGUGAGCCCCAGCCAGCCAGCUGCUUGUCACGUCUGCUGGGCAAACUCCCUGAGCUGCGGACCCUGUGCACCCAGGGCCUACAGCGUAUCUUCUACCUCAAGCUGGAGGAUUUGGUGCCCCCUCCACCAAUCGUCGACAAAAUCUUUAUGGACACACUGCCCUUCUGACCCCAGCUCUGACCACACGUACACACGUUUGUAUGCUCUUACGCCACCCCAUGUGCCUUUACUCACAGCCCACGGACCCCCAGAGCACCUCCCAGUCUGGGCUUGAACUGUAAGACUGACCCACCUCCUCACCUACUCCAGGAGGUUGGCAGGGAGUUCAAGUUCUGCGGGAGGGAAUGCAUUCACGGGGGUGACCCAACUAUUUUGUCUUUUCGCCCCUAGCCAAGUCCUGGCCUUCAUGUUUUUUGUAAGAUAAACCGUUUUUAACACAUGUGCCCUGCUGUAAAUAAGCUGAAUGCUGCUGUAAAUACAGGAAGGAAGAGGUUGAGGUGGGGGUUGGGAGGAAGGGAUGGGGCCCCCGCCAGCCUGGGCAAGCCUUUCCAGCCUCCUUUAACUUGCUGUCUCUUCCCACCCUCCUUCCACAUGUACAUAAACUGUCACUCGGAGAAGAAAGCAAAUGACAGAUUCUGACAUUUAUAUUUGUGUAUUUUUCCUGGAUUUAUAGUAUGUUGACUUUUCUGAUUAAUAUAUUUAAUAUAUUGAAUAAAAAAUAGACAUGUAGCAGAAAUUG